Leptinotarsa decemlineata (Colorado potato beetle) is the source of this 849-nucleotide messenger RNA. RefSeq lists its product as uncharacterized. The record is from RefSeq and is a predicted model, not a curated record. Lineage: Eukaryota; Metazoa; Arthropoda; Insecta; Coleoptera; Chrysomelidae.
CAACAAGGAAAUUUACCUACAGAAACAGAGCCCAGUGUCAAUGAAGACAACGAUAGUGAAUCUGAAGCAGAGACGAAUAAUAAUGAGCAUUCAGAAGAAGAGAUUACAGCGUCAGUUAGAAACUCCCAAGAGAAGCAAAAAGAUAUCACAACUGUCGUUAGAAGGUCCCAAGAGAAAAACCCACAAACUCAAGCACAGUGUUCGAAUACUGCAGGCAUUAGACCUUCUGAGAAGCGGCAAAAAGUUUCUACAACUACCCUUAAUGAAGCUAAUAAGUGUUUUAUGGAAUAUGUCAAGUCAAAAACCUCAAAAACCAAUUCAGCGAUAGAGAAGCCUAGUCCAGAUCUCCAGUUCCUAACAAGUUUGCUUCCAGAUCUAGCAAAAUUAACUGACUAUCACAAGAGACAGUUCAAAAAAAGAAAACUUGAGUUUCUCGAGAUGAACUUUUGUGUGACGGACCAUCCGCAAAUAACACUAUGAUGGUACCAAUACCAACUCCUAGCCCUGUUUAUUUCAACUACUCAACUCAGUCCAAUGUUUCCACUCAUUCACGCCACUCUUUUUCAACAAGAGAAUAUGGAGAACAACCAACACCUGUACAAACAUAUUUGCAGACUUUUUCACCUGAUAUGUCAGAUGGUCAUGACAGAUCACGCUCUCUUACAGAACUUUAAUGUAGGAAUUGUUUUGUAUUUUAUUGUUUCCUAUUCAUUAAAAUGCCACUUUUUCAAUAUAGUCAGUCGAUUUCAUAUACCUCACCUGAGUGUAAUCAAUAGUUUCUCCUGUGGGGUGAUCGCAUCUCUGUAGUUAGUAUCUUGUUUGGUAAUAUACGGUACUAACAUCUCCAGG